Racocetra fulgida is the source of this 984-nucleotide messenger RNA. NCBI's taxonomy places the organism in Eukaryota, Fungi, Glomeromycota, Glomeromycetes, Diversisporales, Gigasporaceae. The record is from the annotation of a GenBank genome assembly.
AUGUUACCAAAGUCGAAAAAUGAUGAAAAUUUUUCUAACGAUGAAAAUUUUCCUAAUGAUAUUGAAAAGCUUGAGAGCAAUAACUCGAAUUGUUCUCGGACGGCGCGUUCUGUUGAUCCGCCGUCCGGCAAUGACUAUCAUGAACAAGGGGAAAAUCUAACUUGUUCGAGUGUCUUACAUUCAGAUAACAAGGUUCAUACAAUUGCCAAUAAUCAAAAUAAUCCUGUCGCAAAUAAAGAAUCGAAGUCAGCAUCGAUAGCUCGUAAUGCACGUCCACAAUCCAGAAUUAUUGUCAGACCCCCUUACCCACCGACCAUUAAACCUAGAGACUUGGUUGAUGACCUACUUAAAAUCAAGUCACGGACACCAAAAAUGUUGAAUGAAUUUUUUAUCUACCGUAAAGCUCUUGUUCAAGAGCUUAAAAAAAAAAAACUUCGAGUUAAAAUGACACUAGUGUCGUCUCAAGCGUCUGCUUAUUGGCAUCAAGAAACACAGCAAGUUAAAGAAGAAAGAAGACAACCGCAACAAUAUCCUUCUACAAAUCUUGAAAACGCAUCUAAUAUUUCAAUAUCUUCCUCGCUUUCCUCAGAAGCUGUGAUUUCUGUUUCUGCAUCCCAUUUUAAGGACAUCGAACCCAUUUUGGAAAUCAAUUCAUCUGAUACUCCAUCCGAUACUAUGUUUAACAAUUCACCUGCGUCGAUCACGCCUGUCCAUUCAUGUAUUUCAAACAAUGGUAUCCCAGAUUACAUUCAAACACUUCCAGCACAGAACACAUACGAUCCAAAUCAAAACACAUUAUGUCCUAACGCUAAUGCAUUAAAUCCUUCAUUUAAUCAAGUCAACUUCGGUUUUUGGAGAAAUUACGAGAUUGUAACACAAUCCGGUCAAUAUAGAUAUACAGAUAGUGAUAAUAUAUUUACACCAAUUGUACCUUCUCAAAGGGAUCAGCCUGAUCCGGCAACAGAAAAUGAACGUGCCACAUAA